UGUGUAUCCAAUCAGAGGCUGGUAAGGGCGGAGCGGGAACCUCGAGCACCAGACUGUGCAGUGCCUAUCUGUCAGCUUCAGUGUGUUUAUCGCGAAUGUGAUUUUGAGCGUGGAGGAAGAAAAAAAACACAUGUAUGAUUUUACAAACUGAGAUUUUCAAAUGAUUUACCGCGGACUUGGACUAAAACCUUUACAUCUCAACUUGUGCUUUUGGACCCACGAGAAAAUACGGCAAGCUGCAAGUUCUGGAUAGAACCAAGGCAAGGAAAAGGUCGGGAAGUUUACGGAUCUUUGUUGUCCGGACAAGAGAGAGGGGCCCGAUUUCAGAGCAGCCAGUCUCGGGUGAAGUUAGCAAGCAAAUCGGUACCAAGGAAGCCAGCAUCGUAAACCAGUUAGGAAGAGGAUAGUCCAGUUUUCGACAGGUUAGGAGAUUACUCGUACAAUUAUUACCUUUAUGAACGAGAGCUCUGGCAAACUGAUACAUAUUAGGGUAUGUUAUUUAAUUCGGAUGUUGACCUCUGUCGUUGAUUGGACACUUGUCAACUAACCACGAAUAUCAAGCUAGUUUAGCAUUACCAGCUAGUUUAGCAUUACCAGCUAGCUUAGCAUACCCAACUAGCUUAGCAUUACCAGCUAGCUUAGCAUACCCAACUAGCUUAGCAUACCCAGCUAGCUUAGCAUACCCAACUAGCUUAGCAUACCCAGCUAGCUUAGCAUACCCAGCUAACUAGCUCCUCCUGUCUUGCCAGCCACGCAAAGCUGUUGUUCAUAGUUACCUUGCUAGCUACCAUUCACGGCUAGCUGCCUAUUUACCCUUUAAUUACUAUAACAGGGUUGCUAACUAUCUAGUAAAAAAACAAAAACAGGUUAUAAACAUUUUUUGUUUUGUGGGCUCAACAUAGACUGUAACGUUAGAUGUUCUUGAUAACACUUUCUUUGUUGCGAUAGCAACAAUGGCAUUACUCGCUAGCUAGCUAACGUUAUGCUAACAAUAAGGACACAGAUAGCCUGUACGCUAACUAGGAAACUAGCUACAUCCUUACAAUAUACAGUUUAGCUAACGUCACGUCCACAAAACAAAUAUGUUGUUUUCAUCUAAAGAGAGGUUAUUGCCAGAUAGCUCACAACAAGGUUCGUUUACUAACCGUCUGUUGAUGAAGCAACAGCGUUGUAUUUUAAAUGUAAUUGUUGUUUUAAACUGUGACAGGUGUUUGAAGCGCUAGCAGUCAGAGAAGUCGGUGGUUAAAUAAAUACCAGUUGCAAAACGGUGUUGAGGUUGGAAGAUCAGGACUUCUGCUCGCAGCUUGCUUUCAGCAGUGACGUUAUUUGGACCACCACUGGUACCCUGCCUCAUUCCUGUCCAAGGGACGUUUUUGGUUUUGAGCAGCACACCGUACAUCCAACUCCUGCAAGCUGUUUAACCUGGAGGGACUUUUUUUUUUUUCAAAUUAAUUGUGUCCACUAUUGCUGCAUCAUUCAGACUUGCCAAGCUACAAUGGUGGUCAGGUGUUUUAACCUGUAGCAGCGCCUCAACUCCACCUCGACACACAACAGUGGGCCGUAGGGCUAAUCAACAAUUCUCAACUGGAGGACCACACAGACUCUUGACUACUCUAACUUCUCUGCUGGAAUAGACCAUACCUGUCCCCCCCCUCUCUCCAUCCCCUCCCCUCUCCGUCCCCCUCUGCCUCCAUCCCCUCCCCUCCCCCAGUGUGUGAGGGGACAGAUGUGAGGAAGGCAGGAUGGGGACCCAGGGCAGCCCGGUGAAGAGUUAUGACUACCUGUUGAAGUUCCUCCUGGUCGGGGACAGCGAUGUGGGGAAAGGGGAGAUACUAGACAGCCUACAGGAUGGAUCGGCAGAGUCUCCGUACGCGUACAGCAGUGGCAUCGACUACAAGACCACCACUAUUCUGCUGGAUGGGAGGAGAGUGAAACUGGAGCUGUGGGACACGUCAGGACAGGGAGUGUGUUUGGCUGGUCCUGUCUGCUCCUCCUACUUCUAUAAACAGGACAUAAAGAACAAUGUUGUGUGUGUGUGUGUGUGUGUGUGUGUUCUCCAGGGGAUCCUGCUGGUGUAUGACAUCGCAAACCGCUGGUCGUUCGAAGGCAUUGACCGCUGGAUACGAGAGAUUGACGAGCAUGCCCCGGGUGUACCUCGUAUCCUGGUAGGCAACCGGCUCCACCUGGCGUUCAAGCGCCAGGUUCCUACGGAGCAGGCCCGGGCGUACGCGGAGAAGAACGGCAUGACCUUCUUUGAGGUCAGCCCGCUCUGCAACUUCAACGUCAUCGAGUCAUUCACAGAGCUGUCUCGCAUCGUACUGAUGAGGCACGGCAUGGAGAAGUUCUGGAAGCCCAACAGAGUCUUCACUCUCCAGGACCUGUGCUGCAGAGCGAUUGUCUCCUGCACGCCCGUCCACCUGAUCGACAAGCUGCCGUUGCCCGUGGCGAUAAAGUCCCACCUCAAGUCCUUCUCUAUGGCCAAUGGGAUGAACGCAGUGAUGAUGCACGGACGUUCCUAUUCGCUGGCCAACGCGGCGGGCGGGUCUAAAGGGAACAGUCUGAAGCGUUCUAAAUCUAUCAAACCCCCCCAGAGCCCCCCACAGAACUGCACACGCAACAACUGUAAAAUCUCGUAGUGAUAGACCCUGUCUGGGGGAGGGGGGAGACUGACACCCUAAACACACUGAAACAGACCCUGUUCCUUCCACUGAGGGGAGGGUGUGUAGAGCCUGUGGGGAGAACCAAGUCUGAGACUUAACCUACACCCUGAAGAGAUACUCUGAAACAGACCUAGCCCUUAGCCCAUACCCCAAGAAUACACCCAGAAUACAUCCAGAAUACACUCAAAAUACAUCCAGAAUACACCCAGAAUACAUCCACAUCCAGAAUACACCCAGAAUACAUCCACAUCCAGAAUACACCCAGAAUACAUCCACACAACCCUACUGAGUUCUAGUGUUUUCCCCUCUCUUCUUCCCUCCCGUUCUCCCUCUGUUGAUCAGAGUGUUGCCUCCUGCUGUCCCAUGAUUCAUAUGUUAAAUAAUAGAUGUUCUCUUCAUGGAUCUCUGCCUGCUCUCCUUCCUUCCUCUCUCUCUCUCCUCUCUCUCCCUACAUCUCCCUCACUCUGCCUGCUUUCUCUCCUCACUCUGC
This is a messenger RNA of Oncorhynchus keta (chum salmon), 3150 nucleotides long. RefSeq names its product ras-related protein Rab-40C-like. Gene Ontology annotation, cellular component: synaptic vesicle; endosome; plasma membrane. The transcript has 6 exons. Bases 1743 to 2636 code for a protein of 297 amino acids. NCBI's taxonomy places the organism in Eukaryota, Metazoa, Chordata, Actinopteri, Salmoniformes, Salmonidae. The record is from RefSeq and is a predicted model, not a curated record. Gene Ontology annotation, biological process: intracellular signal transduction; protein localization to plasma membrane. Gene Ontology annotation, molecular function: GTP binding; GTPase activity.